Messenger RNA from Penaeus vannamei (Pacific white shrimp), 3495 nucleotides. Lineage: Eukaryota; Metazoa; Arthropoda; Malacostraca; Decapoda; Penaeidae. The record is from RefSeq and is a predicted model, not a curated record.
AAAAAGAAGUUUGAAAUUCGCGCCCUCAGUUACCCGGGGAAACUAACCUUCUACACGACCAGCGACGAGAAGAGCAAACACCUGUUGUACCUGUGUCGCCUCACGCACCUGUUCAACCUGGCCUUGCAACCUCGUCUUGCAGAGGUCCGGCAGAUUCAAGAAGAAGAUCGGAGGCGCUACCGAGACAGUUACAUCUACAGCGACCGUUACGUCUCGGAGAUAGGCGGCCUCUCCGAUACCCUGGGCGGGCUGAGGGGAUACUUGGCCAAAACUUCGGCCGACCAACGCGUGUCUGUGAUCUCGAACACCUCUUCGAACACCACGUCGGGCAUCGUCUCCGAUCGCGUGCUUUCCCUCGAUGGCAGUGAGGAUGAUCUGGACUCCGAGGUGCUGGUCAACACGCCCCCCGCCGCCAGUAUUGAGAGCGGCGUCGAGUCCCUGACCAGGUCCCUCUCGCGCCUCGAUUCCUCGUCGAGUAGCACUCACGCUCACACCCCGGACUAUGAUGAGGAGAGCCUAAGCAGACCGUCGUUCACUCCGCCGUCAUCGACCCCACCCUCCGGGGGGCGAGUCCGGGACGGCGUGGGCCUCUGCGGCAGCGAGGCAGGCAGGGGGUCUCCCGCCGCAGGCAGCGUGCACUCCUCGUCCUCGCAGCACUCCGCCUCCACCGUCCGCUCCAGGUACUCUAACAUUCCCCACAGACUGCCGCCAGAUCUGACCCUCGGGGCCGACUUGGCGGACCUGUCGCUCGCCCAGGACCUCCCCGACCUGGCCGAUCUGCCGGGCAUGGCGGCCGACCGGUCGGGGCGAGCCGGGGGCGAGGAGAGCGAGCUGUGCGCGGGCAUGCCCCACACCCAGCACAACUGCUGCUCCACCUGCUGUGACGACGACAACGCCUCCAUCACGUCCGCGGACGAUCCAGAGGAGGGGGCCGACGACCAGCACUGCAAGUGCGGCUCCUGCGCCAUGUGCAUCUUGCAGCAGGCGUCGGCGGGCUUCCUGCACCAGAAGUUGGACAGUGAAAACUCGAGCGUCGCGGCGCAGCGCGGGGACGCCGGCCCGCACACCUACAACGACUCCCUAGACUCCGCCAGCGCCUCAACACACUUCUUCGGCAGCCCCACCUUCGUCAGCGACGAGACCUCGGUGAUGGUGCAGCCCGACCUCGACGAGUCCGUGACCUCCACCUACAACUUCUCCGAAGAAGACUUCAGCCAGCUGGACAAUAACGACGACUACGUGGAGUUUUUCAAGGACGGGCUGAGGUUCCCGGAGCAGGCGGGCGGCCCGCUCGAGCGGAGGGACCUGCCCGAGGAGAGGUCCAGUCUCACGCCGCCCACGAGCGUCCACCGCCUCAGCCCCCAAGGCCUAGGCGCUCAGGGGCUCGUCACGCAAAGGGUCGGGGCGCAGCCGGUGACCACGGCAGCUGAAGGGGCUGCAGCGUCGCCUCUGUCAGAUCAGCAAGAGGAGGAGCACCUGGACUACUCGGUCGAAAGCGCUCAGGCGUCCCUCUCGACGUCCUACUCCCCCGCCCUCGCCAUUUCCUUGGGCGCCUUUCGGCCGCGUGCUUCCGUGUCGUCCACCUUUGACACGGACAGCGACUACGUGCAAGUGUCUGGAACGGACGCCCGCUUCUUGGUAACGUCGCCAGCCCCGGUCUCCAUGUCCACCGUCACGACCAUCACGCCGGUGGCCAUCGCCUCCUCGCGCGUGAACACGGCCUCGCCGAACGGAUCCCUGCCCCGGACUAGUGAGCCGAACAGCAACAGGUCCUCCCUGGCGACGCCCGACGCCGUUAUCUGCGAGACGGCCGUGGCCAGUGCCAGUGAGGCUCCGGCAAAAUUUAUCACGUCCAAACCCCGGAUUACGGUGCUGAAAGCACACACGCAGCUGGCGGCGACAGCAGCGCCCUCGUUCACGUCGGUGCCGCUUAGCAGAGGCAUGGUCCACACGCUGCCGCAGGUCCAGCAGAGGCCCAAGAUCGACACCGUCCAAUCACUGCAGCGCGGGGCGGCGCACCUUCCGGAGAUGAGGCCGCUGGGCCUUCCGCCGCCCUACGCGCGCGACCACCGCUCCAACAAAGUCAAGGCUCUGGCGGGGCCCGGCGGCGCUGAAGUGCCUGUGAUCAGGAAGAACAACUACCUUGACGUGCGCGCCUCCGCGUCCAUGAACAAGAGCAAGGCGCGCGUGCACCCGGAGCAGCAUCCGACCGUCACGCCAAGGAGUCUCUACCUCAGACACCAACAGAAAGCCUUGCAACAACAACAGCUCAAACAGCAGCAGCAAAUUCAGCAGUUGCAACAACGUAUCAGCAGUGAAACGGUCUACCAACCAGCAGCUUAUGCACAAGGCGUUGGAGUGCCACUGCUGCCGUCACCCACGUACACUGGCUUCCAACAACAGCAGGCUCAUUCUCUUAGUAUUCAGCAACCCGUCCAUAGCCUCGUACAAGCUCAGCAGCAGCACCACCAUCAUCAACAACAACAACAGCAGCAACAACAGCAACAGCAACAGCAACAUCAGCAGCAGCAACCUCAGCAAAACUACUUGUAUCAGCCAUAUAUCAAGAACUUCUUUCAGAAUCCUCCGCCUCCAUCGCCGCACCACGGCUACGGCGUCGGUGCGGGUCCUGGCGGCAGCGGCUACCAGGUGGCGCUGGAGGCCGCGUCGCCGACGUACCAGUGCGCCAGCGACCCCGGAACGUUCCAGACUCACCAGUCGCUGGCCACGGUCUACACCAACCAAGUGAGCUUGAGCCAAAUCGAACAGUUCAAAGCUCAGCUCUACUCGGACGUGGAUUACGUCAUCUACCCCAUGAAGGAUCCUGCCCUCAGCCGCCAGGAGUACAUGGAUGCCAAGCAAGGCCAGGUGAUCGCCACGCAGGCGCAGCAGCAGCAGCAUGCCGGGAGUAGCAGCAGCAGCUUCGCCUACCUGCAUCCCCCGCCGCCGUACCGCACGCGCAAGCUCUCGCCCUUAUACAGGUCGUCGCCGAACGUCGCGGGCACCCUGAGCAGCUGCAGCGGCGGCAGCGGCAGCGGCGUCAUCACGGGCGGAGGAAGCGCGUCCCUGCUGUCGUCGUACCCGUCGUACCAGAGCCUCACCUCGCAGCACCCCGGCUCGUCCUCCGGCUAUUCGUCCAUGGCGCGGGGACGCUACUUCUCGCAGCAGUCCUUGGCGUCGUCGUCCCUGUCCUCCGCGCCUUCUGGAUACUCUGCUUCCACGCAGAGUCUCACUGGAAGCUACGAGCCCUAUUCCGAGGUCAUGCUGCGCUCGGCCUCCAUGAUGCGAGUCCGCUCAGACGAGUCCAUCUUGUCCUCUGCUCUAGCGGACUCGGCAGACCCUGCGGCUCCGUCAGGCCAACAGCUGCCUCCGCCCCCACCUUACCGGCCCAAGGUGAGGACAGCUCACAAGUACGUGGCUUCCUUUCCUCACGUGACUGAUGCAGUCCCUCUCAAGGCCGUGCUAAUAUCUUUUGCCACUGUUAACACUCACUAA